AUGGCUGGGCACAAGAUAGCACACGCAACCUUGAAAGGCCCAAGCGUUGUGAAGGAGCUUGUUAUUGGUCUCGCAUUGGGGCUAGCGGCUGGUGGGCUAUGGAAGAUGCAUCACUGGAACGAGCAGAGGAAGACGAGAGCUUUUUACGAUUUGCUUGAGAGAGGCGAGAUCGUCUUAACCAACAGAUACGGCGGUGCGGACGAGACGUUAUCUUUACUGUAUUGUCAUCUUUACCUGAGGCAGUUCAAGGAAACACUGAAACAGACCAUGCUUGAGCAAGAAUCUGUCUCUGAAGAUCAGAUCCACGAGCUUCAUCGUCUUUACCAAAGGCAGAAGGAGCUCAUGAUGGAAAUGGAGUCCAGGAAGAAGCAUUCACUGGUUAAAAAUUCAAGCGUUGCCAUAUCCAUGACUAGCGUUUUGCCACCAGAGGGAGACGAGCCUGCCGAGAUCGAUGAAGCUGAGUUUCUUGGAGAUGAGAGUGAUUAUGAAAGAGCAGAACAAGAAAUGCAGGACCCACUGAUAUCUACAAAAAGUCAAGCUGAGAAUGGAAUCGACUUGGACAGGUCUCGGCUUCAAUCUGAAGAAGUAACUACUAGUCUCAAAACGGUAGAAUCUGAGCAACGACGAGAGUCUGUUUCAGCUUCAUUGCAAGGCAAGCUCGGAACAGAGCCAUCACGAUCUAUAGUUCUAGCGCUGCCAUGUUUGGAACACAUUUCACUCUUCCACAACCGUUCCUCAUGCUCUAGAAAGAAAGCAAAACCGAAACAAACUCUUUCUCGCAGCAAAGCCCGAAGAGGCUCAAAGAAUGGUAACCACAGCCAAGAGCAUCUGAGGAAAGGGAGUGCAAGUUCUCUGCCUGAGGCUAAAUCUGCUAGAAAUCUGACCAAACCAGGAAAGAAAAGACUUGGUAAACCACAAAAGGAACCAGACAAGGUUAUGAGAAAGAUUGCAAGAACCAAAUCCAAGACCAGAGGGAGCUUUCUUGUUACAGAGGAAGAGGAGCAAGAAGAAAAAUCUGCAGCAGCAGAGUCUCUAGUAGCUUUGUCAUUAUCAGAAUCAGGGAGAAGAAAGUCCAGCAUCGAAACCUCUGACUGUAUCACUCCUCUGCAUUGGUUCGCUAAGAUCGCUUCUUUGGUUGUUGAAGACUCAAAGAAUGAACUUGGAUUGUCAGCGACUGGAUUCCACUCUGAUUACCAAACAAACACUUCAGUCUCUACUAACACUGUUCAUCCUAAACGCAAGAGGACCCCACGGAGUCAGAGAAAGCGAAAACGACAACAACACGAAUAUCACUACAACGAGAUUCACCCGAGACUAAGAACUUUUACAGGAAACGAAGCUUCUCAGGAUCUAAGCAAGAUUGGAAGGCUAGUCAAAGUUUCUGAAACGAAGGAUACUCAGUGCAGCUUGAUGGAGAAUAUGAUAAUUGAUUGGGGAAUCUUAAGAAAACGAAGUAGAGGCAUCAGGACUCCUUCUGCUAAUACCAAAACUCCAUAG
Microthlaspi erraticum is the source of this 1497-nucleotide messenger RNA. Lineage: Eukaryota; Viridiplantae; Streptophyta; Magnoliopsida; Brassicales; Brassicaceae. The record is from the annotation of a GenBank genome assembly.